Molecule: messenger RNA, 2357 nt
Organism: Colletotrichum destructivum
Lineage: Eukaryota; Fungi; Ascomycota; Sordariomycetes; Glomerellales; Glomerellaceae
Product: Putative Zinc finger, RING-type, IBR domain, Zinc finger, RING/FYVE/PHD-type, TRIAD
Exons: 3
Coding region: 646-2241 (531 amino acids)
Biological process (GO): positive regulation of proteasomal ubiquitin-dependent protein catabolic process; ubiquitin-dependent protein catabolic process; protein polyubiquitination
Cellular component (GO): ubiquitin ligase complex; cytoplasm
Molecular function (GO): ubiquitin conjugating enzyme binding; ubiquitin protein ligase activity; zinc ion binding
Source: RefSeq, a predicted model, not a curated record
CCCACACUCUCUGACCUGCCCGCUCUCACCCUCGCCCUUCCGCACUCCAUCUCCGCAUCCGUGGCCUGCCUGACCUUACACAUCCGAAUCCCACGUCCACAUCCACCAUCCACAAUCACAACCACAACCCCCCCCUCCCAAAAAACCGCCGCCGCCGCCUUCGCUUUCCACACCGCAGGCGACUGACCGACGGCGUCUUUCCUCUUCCUGACUAAUCCCGUUGCCUGGCGAUUCCCUUCCCUCUGUUGCCGCCCAUCAGACAAUCUCGACCUUCCCGCCUUCCCCCAUUUUGGCCUCGGUCUUGGAUCAUCGCAGCCUGCAACCCUCUCCGGAGUGACUCCCACGCCGUCAUCGACCGACACAAGUAAACGAAGCCCCUCCCUCUCCUCUAUUGGUGUCUGGAUUAGACCUCUGUUCCCGCCGCCGCACCUCCGCGUCCUGAUAUAAGCCUCUCCGUUUCCAUCAGAGGAAACGCUUCCCUCGCCUCCAUCUGCAGUCGGCACCAUUCCUCCCACUACGCGGAAGCGAAAGGCCGCUGAGGCGACGAUAUCCUCCAAUACCCAAGAUACCUUGUCGAAGAAGAGGAUCGCCUCAGCUGCCAAACAAGACGCUCCCCCGACCCCCCUCACCACCGCGAGCAACGGGAUGGAUUCUGAGGAAGACUUCAUGUCGGCUCUUUCGAGCGAGGACGAGAUCAUGCAGGAUGACAGUGGUGAGGACAUGUCUGGCCCGGAUGACUUUGACGAGGAUGACUUCGACGACGAGCCUGACGCAGAUCUGGGCAUGAUCAAAGACUCCGACUCAAAGAAGAGAGUUGCCUACGACAUUUCUUUCAAAGUCUACGAGCCCAAGGACAUCCAACGUCAGCAGGAUGACAUGAUCGACGAGGUCAACAUGAUUCUCAACAUUCGCAAGGAGGACGUCGCGAUAUUGUUGCGCCACUUCAGAUGGAACAAGGAGCGUCUAAUCGAGGAUUACAUGGAUGGUGCCAACAAGGUCCUGGAGGCUGCGGGACUCGGCUCCAACGUCACCGGCCCGCCCAAGCUCGAGGCCAUUCCAGGCUUCAUGUGCGACAUCUGCUGUGAGGAUGAGGACGGCCUUCAGACAUUCUCCCUCAAAUGCGGCCAUCGAUACUGCGUUGACUGCUACCGCCACUACUUGACUCAGAAGAUUCGCGAAGAGGGCGAGGCUGCUCGCAUCCAGUGCCCUGCCGAGGGGUGCGGCCGCAUCAUCGACUCCAAGUCUUUGGAUCUGCUGGUUGCUUCGGACCUUAACUCGCGUUACAAUGAACUGCUAAACCGGACGUACGUGGAGGACAAGGACAUACUUAAGUGGUGCCCGGCACCCGACUGCCCCAACGCUGUCGAGUGCGGCAUCAAGAAGAAGGAUCUGGAUAGGAUCGUUCCCACAGUCGCUUGUGGCUGCGGUCAUCGCUUCUGCUUCGGCUGCAUCCUCAACGAUCACCAACCGGCACCAUGCGAACUCGUCAAGAGAUGGCUCAAGAAGUGCGCCGACGAUUCAGAGACCGCCAACUGGAUCUCGGCUAACACGAAGGAGUGCCCCAAAUGCAACUCAACAAUCGAGAAAAAUGGUGGUUGCAACCACAUGACGUGCCGCAAGUGCAAGCACGAGUUCUGCUGGAUGUGUAUGGGACUCUGGUCUGAGCAUGGCACUAGCUGGUACAACUGCAACCGGUUCGAGGAGAAGAGCGGCACCGAGGCUCGCGAUGCGCAAGCCAAGUCACGCAUCUCCCUCGAACGGUAUCUGCAUUAUUACAACCGCUAUGCCAACCACGAGCAGUCCGCUAAGUUGGACAAGGAUAUUUACCACAAGACGGAAAAGAAGAUGGUACAGCUCCAGACUGCCUCAGGCAUGUCAUGGAUUGAGGUGCAGUACCUCAACCAGGCGUCACAGACCCUUCAGACAUGCCGGCAAACUCUUAAGUGGACAUAUGCCUUCGCGUUCUACCUGGCACGCAACAACUUGACCGAGAUCUUCGAAGAUAAUCAAAAAGACCUUGAGAUGGCCGUUGAGGCCUUGUCGGAAAUGUUUGAAAAGCCCGUCACGGAGCUCUGCGACAAGAAACUGAAGGUGGAUAUCAUGGACAAGACGUCGUAUUGCAAGAAGCGGCGUAUCAUUCUGCUCGAAGACACUGCGGACAACCUAGCCAAUGGACGAUGGACGUUCAAUGUCGACAUACAUGGCCCCUCACCAGCAGCCGCCACCAGCAGCCGCCGUUGAGAAGAUUCUGCAAACGGCGGGAGCGGUGUGCAGGCAGCUUCGACACGGCAAUGGCAUCUUUCGUGUCAACCACACCAAUCUCCAUGCACGUUUUGCCGCCUCCCUGUACUAGACAU